AUGUCCGACGGGGCAGACCCACCACAGCAGGAGUCCACCUCUGCCCCCAGGCAAAUGCUUCCUUCUGCCCGUCUUGUCUCGUCUUGCCUAGGGUUGAUGGUGAUCUGUGUUCCGCAGGCCCGGCAGCAGGUACCAGGACCAGGAUGACGGACGACAGCGGUUCCUGCUCGAGCUGGAGUUUGUGCAGUGUUUAGCGAACCCCACGUACAUCCACUGUGAGUGCAUGUAGGGCUUAUAGAAUUUUUUGGGAAUUAAUUAACGAAACUAUGCGUACGCUUUUAACCAGGUCUAUGUGUGGAAUUCGAUUCUCUGUCGUAUGAAAUUCGAGAACAUCAUUGGGACAUAAUGUAAAAAUUUAGUGUCCAAAUUCGGCGCUAUUUGGAGUUGAAAUGCGGUUCGGCGCUAUGCAACAUCUCAUAUGAUAAAUGCAAAACUUUUAGGAAUCAACGAUUUUUAGCUAUCGUGACUCCCUACCCCUAAAAUUUAGAUGUAUUUUUUUAAUUAUUUAUUUUAAGUGUGUGUAUUGUGGUUUUGGGGUUCGUAAAAGGAUGACAUUUUGAAAACCCACCCAGCAUAUGCAUGAGCAUUCAUCACCCAAUAGUGCAUUUUUACAUAUUUUCAAAACUAAGCUCAAUGACCAAACAUUGUUGAAAUGAAUUUGUUGAGUAGACAUUGACCUUUAGAACCUCAUUAAUUAUCGGACUGAUGUUUGGCUAGAAUCUACAUUACAUCCUAGUUUUCCCGGCCUUGGUGGAAUAACCCCUUGUAACUCAUUCCCAAAUUCACAAUACCUUACACAGGUGCUCAAAUAUUUUGAAUGGAAAGCCAACCUCUGACUCCAGAAUGUUACUAGAACUCUCUGGAUUCCCAUUGAUUCUCACGUAGAAAGUGGUGCAUCCCAGGUUCCUUCUCAUACUUCAACUUAGUUUCAUACGUGGAUGAAUAGUGGUCUAGGUUUUGAGCCAUUUUCCCGAGGCAAAAUGAAGCUGAUAGGCCUGGGGACACAUGAAACAUAGGGUUUGAUCCACAUAAAUUCCAUUCCAUUCUCCUUCUUCGUUUCUAUGGGAAGAAAAUUCGUAUAUGUUGUGCCUUCAUGUUGGAAUGGAACAGGCGAAGCUUAGAUCUUUUUUCUGAAUCUUGCAUAAGAAAAGAAACUGUACGUGAACUCUAUCCUAUUAUGAAUUUAUUUUUAUAAUCGGAUAUUUUAAUUUUUAAAAUCAUUCAUUUAUCGUUUUGUUUUCAUUUUGUGCUUUAUGAUUCAUUUUCUUAUUUUUCACGCCAGAAGUUUCUUAGUUUUGGUUUUCUUCAUACUAAUUAGAGAGGCCCAUAUGUAAUUCAAGCCCAGCAACAGUGCAUAGUCAACAAACUCUUAUUUAUUGCGCUUUCAUAAUUUAUUAACGGAUGAACACAUUGAUAUAUCAUUUCCAAGAUUGGAUUUCGUAAGAGAAAUUAAAAUCUAUAGGUUUUGUAUUCCUUCCUAGUUUAUUUUCUGAAAACAUUCAGCUAUAUGAUUGAGUUGUAACGUUUGGAAUAUUUUUAAUUAGUCAUAUACUUUGUUCUCGAUCUUUUCUCUGUUUUUUGCAUUGAUAAAUGAGCUGACUAAAUUGGCAACCUUUAGCUCUACUUUUCUUUGGGAACAUGGAAGAAGAAAAAACAUCUGGGAAUAUGGAUAAUUGCCUUAUGUUAUUUUCUCAGUUUCAGCUUUAUGAUUGAAUAGACCAUGUUGGAUAAACCUUAAUUGCUCAUAUGUAUGAUUUUCACUUAUUUUUGCUGAAUUACUUGCCACACUCUCAGUAGUGCAAUGUCAUCAACAUAUAGAAAUUCCAUAUGCAGAUACUGGUGGUCUUCACUUUUCACUUGCUACAGGCUAGUUUUUGUGAACAGGUUGGUAUGAUAAGCUAUAUAUGAGAUCAACUACCGCUUGCAAAUUUAGGAGUAACCUGUUUGGUAGCCACCCUUUCAACGAAGCUUUCAGAGAGUACCGACUUUGUUAAAAGAUCAGGCUUGUGGGAACUCUACUAUAGGGAUCUAAAUUAAUAGUUAAGGUGGCAUCUAUGAAAACUUUGAAUGAGUACAAGUAAGAGGCUUAAGUUUUCUCUGUUCUUCCAGUGUCUUGUGUUCUCUUUUCAUCGUUUUCUUCUUCCAUUCUUUUAAAAUGUUAUCCUUAGAGAUUUGUCUCAAUCAUGAGGAUAGCUCACAAAAUUAUUUUAACAUUUACAAUUCAGCUUUAAAGUUAAUGUUUUUUUUAGUUCUAUCCCAGAUUUGCAAUCUGUUUUUAUAUAUCUCAGCUUUCUGAAGUUUCAGUUAUCACAAUUAAUAGUAGUUAAUGCGUCAAAGUUACAAUGAAUGUUCACUAAGCCAAAUUCGUCAAUAGGGAGAUGGAUGAUAGUAUGGCCUAUGGUUAUGAUUUAAAGGUCCUGAAUAUUUUCCAUACUUCUGUGGAACUGUGGUAUAUACCUUAAUGGUUCUAAGCGCUGUGCAGAGGCAACCACGCAAUGAUGGUGGGCUUUGUCUUGUGCAGUUCGUUUAGAUUUUCCAGGUGAGUUUAGUUUGGAAAUGGGCAGAGGAGAAAGUGUAUGUGCUGCUGUAAAGUUUUUCUUCAUUUUCUGCUAAGAAGUUUUCAGGCUAACUGGUGGAGGAUUUCUGUGGUGAAGAUAAUUGGAUGUCUGGAAGUAAUAUUUUGUGUUGCAGAACGUUAUGGUUGAAUGUUGUCUGUGAGGAUGGGCUUGCAACCAUCUAUAACUAGUCCGGAAUUUGGGGUUAUCUUUCUAGUUGGUAUACUAUUGAAGCAAGGAUUGGGAGGUGAUCUAUCUUUUAAGAAAGGGCUCUUUUGUAUGUAAUAUCUGAAAGAAAUGUCCCUUGGGUUACUGAGACUAAGGGCCGUGGAUGAUCUGUGAUGCUUUCAAUGUGGUAGGUGACCACUUGAUUACUUGUGGGCUGAUCAGAACAAUCUUGAAAAACUAAUAAAGUGGGAGCAAUGUCCUCACUCUGCGUCUUUAUGCCAAAUUGAGAAUAAAUACGGUCAUGAAAGACUUACUAUCAAUGAUUUCAAGUGAGCUAGGAAGAAGGGAUGAAGGACUAAUUUCGCCAAAAAACUUCUGACUCAUGAAUUUCUUGUAUAAUAACAAGCAACGGCUUCAUGUUACUGGUUAAGUUUGCUUGGUUUGUCACUUGUUACGUUUUUAAUAUCUGCAUUGUUAUAAUUUCGACACAUUUGUGGUAUGAGAGUACAGAACAGAGUAAAAAUGAAAAUUUUCUUAUUGAGACUGGAUUGCAAGAGCCAGUUUUUUAUCCACGCCUACAACCUGGAGAGUAGUUAGAAAAGUGAUAUUUGUGUUUACCAACAAUACCAUUCUCGAAUGGGUAAGAGAUACAGUAAAUGCGAAAGGAAUGAUUAUUGAUGAGAUUUGAAAUAGAAAGCUGCGGAUAAGAAGAAUUAUAGUUUUAGAAAAUUACAUUCUGAUGCUCCUUUAAUUGCACAGAAGUGGCGUUUAUUCUAAGACCACAGUGGGGCAGUAAUUGGUUGUAGUUUUAGGAACAUUACCUGAAAUAGUUAAAGGGCUACCUUCUGAUUUAAAAAGGCAUGCUCGGUAGAUGACAACUGAACACGACCUUUGAGGUUGUGGAAUUUGAUCACUUGCUCCAAUUUCAUAUCCUGAUGGAUUCCGUUUGAACUGAUUUUCGACCAAUAUCAUAAUAAUUACUUUCUUGGUGAAUUCUUCAUUUCAUUUUUGUCUCAGUAAACUUUUUCUUUCAUUUGUUUCUCACUUGACGAAAUCCUUUUUUUCAUUUUAUUUCUGGCUCAAUCAAGUGUUUGUUGUUUCCGUCUUCAGACAUCCAGGAGAAAAAACUUUUCUAAGCUGAGCUCUUUCCUUUUUGCCAACGCUCUUCAGAUUUAGCCCAGAAUCGUUACUUUGAAGAUGAAGCGUUCAUUGGAUAUUUGAAGUAUCUUCAAUAUUGGCAAAAGCCAGAGUACAUUAAAUUUAUAAUGUGGGUGACCUUUGAAAUCUGCUUUUCUAUAUAUUGGCCACUAUUCCCAACAUUAUCAUGUAAUUUUGAAAUUUCCUUUUCUAUGCUACAGGUAUCCGCAUUGCCUAUUCUUUCUUGAACUCCUCCAAGACGCAAAUUUCCGAAAUGCAAUGGCUCAUCCAGCCAGCAAGGUGUGAGGAACUUGGUCUUCGUACGAUUUAGCUUUGUUUUAUUAGUCUUUAUGAGUGCAAUAUAUGCCUUGCUUUACUAGAAUUAACAUGUCUGAGAAGUAGCGAACUUUGCUUCUCGGAAUGUUUUUAACUUAUUAUUGGCUACAGUGUGCUCAUUUUUUCUGUAAUUUCAGGCUUUACUCUAGGACUAAUUUGAAUGUCCAACCUGCCUUCAGUUUGUCUCUUUGAACUUGUGGAAGUCUGUCACUUUCUGUUACUUAGGCCAUCACCUUGUUGGCAGUCUAGGCCACCAAGAUGACUCUAUGGCUGAGCCACUCAAAAGGUGUCUGGGCCAGCAGUGCAAGAAGUCUAGUUGCAGUGCAUUCAGAAUACUGAUUGAUGUGAAUGCCUAUCCACAUCAUUGAUUCAACUGGACACAAGCAGACAGCGAUUUGCUUCUGCUUCUGGGUCAGAUAGAAUACAAAUGGUAGGAACCCACACAUAAAUGGGUACCUCUAUGAAUCAUUUGGCCUAGACAAAAACGGUUGCUUGAUGAUGUCUUUUGCCAAGCACUAAAGACAUUUAUCUGUGAGACUUUUCUUUCCCAGACAACAGUUCUUUGAGGACAUAAUAUUUCAAGACUGUGCAGAGAGGUAGGAGGUCAAUGGGAUCUCAAUGGCUGGGUUAAGCUCUGUUGAAACUAAAGGAUAAAAUUGUCGACAAGGAGCUGAUCAAGUGGUCAGGAUGUGCUAAUGGAAGAGUGUCGCAAUCGCCAAAGAAAAGAGUGUGUUUCUUUGUCUCUAAACAAGACCUACGUGCCUGAAAAGUGCAAAUGUCCUGCACUUAGAGUCUGAGGAGUUCAAUGCUCUUUAUGACAAUGGCUGAUUCCGAGGUAUAGCUGGGAUUGUAGAUGGCUAGUCAAUUUCUGUAUACAUCUUAGGCCUUCAAAAGCCUGACAUCUUAGACCUUCUGUGAAAGAGUUCAUUCUUGUUGAAAAAUUUCCAAGUUGCAGUCACUUUGAAUGAUUCUUAUAAAUGUACUUCAUUCUACUAUUCUGCUUUACCCUUAAUGCCUCAAGUUCCAUUACUCCUAGUUCAUAUAGAGUGAGCUGGAAAAAGAUCAAUACUAUUUAGUUUUAUUUCUUACUAAAAAAAAUGUUGUUUCUUAGAUAUGAUGUUACAAUUAGUGGUAGAAUGAUAUGUUAAAGUAAGCAAGGGUUCUAUCUAGUUCAUCCCUUUUCAUCAUUCAUAGAAGUGGUAAUAAUUUCAAUCAUAUCCUCCAGGAAAGCAUACGUCAACUGAACUAUCGUUAAGUAGAACACCACAGCCAUGCUUUAUUUACAAAAAAAUUGCUAUACUGUUUAGUAACAGUAAAUGGUGUUUUAAGCUCUUUCUCUUGUUAGGGCAUCCUUAUCAUUCAUUUAUGCAUCAUGCUUGUGUCUCUCUGAAAUAUGCAUGCUCCUUGAUUUUUGAGAUAUCCUUGGGAUGUUAUUGAUGACAACUGAUGCUGGUCGCAAUUCCUCUCUUUCCAUGCAGGAAUUAGCUCACAGGCAGCAAUUCUUCUUCUGGAAAAAUUAUAGGAACAACCGUUUGAAACAUAUAUUGCCACGCCCACUUCCUGAACCUCCUGGUGCAGUUGCUGCUGUACCUUCUCCAGUGUCAGCGCCAGCAUUGUCAGCAGCUACAGCGGCUACUGUUACCACCCAAGCAGCUUCUCCAAUGCAGUUUGUUGGAGCUCCUGGAGCCUCACUUCCGAAAAUUGAUAUGAGAAAUAGUGGUGUAGACCGUCGGAAGAGAAAGUAUGUCCCUUUGGUCGAUUUUUAUGCACUUCAGAAUUUUUUUUUUAUAAACACUACCCAGUUCCAUAUCCUAAACCCUAAACCCUCAAGGCGUUUUUCUUACUUCAUCUUUUAUCGUGACUAUAUUCAUAUCAGAGGGGUAAUUGUUAGUUCGAUGGAUUAAAGUACUUAAUCGCACUACCCAGUUCCAUAUCUUGAAGCCAGUUCCAUCAUUACGACUGAUAACUUGUGAAACACUUCAGUUACAGUUGCAAUGCCUUGAUAUUAUUCAUGCUACAUUGAAAUUUAGUAGCUUGUAGAGUAGUCAUGUGCUAUGAGUGUGGACUAAAGGAUGGGAAUAAAAUUCCCUUUAGAAAGUUUAGAAAGUUGUUUACUUUUCUGAAUUUUCUUUUCUACGGUUAUUCCUCCUGCUUUUCUCUGAAUAGUCGAUCGUUGCCCCCUCUUCUGUACAGGGCCUGAUUCUACAGCUCUGAGGAUGUUAAUUUCGGUUGUGCGCAAAGAAGGCUGUGUAUUUCACAAGCCACGGCCAAAAGGAUCCUAUGAAUCAAGAAUGGUCAUUGCUCUGGAAGCCUCCUAG
Messenger RNA from Spirodela intermedia, 6514 nucleotides. The record is from the annotation of a GenBank genome assembly. Lineage: Eukaryota; Viridiplantae; Streptophyta; Magnoliopsida; Alismatales; Araceae.